AGUAUAGAAGAUGAUGAGAUAAGGGUUUAAAGACCCACCUUUCAUUUCCCUCUUUUCGUUCUGGUCGGAGAGAUAGACACCCAUAGCAAUAGCAAUAGCAAUAGCACAAUCACAAACCCAAAACCUCCAUUACAGGAGCUCAGCUCUUCUCUUUAGGGUGAAGAAGCUGAUGAACAAUUAGUAUAGUUACUUACAGAACCAAACCAAAUCGAACCCAAUUCACCAUUGGAGUAACAACAUGACGCCUGUUAUCCCUUCAAGCAGCAUCUCACUUAUCCCAGGGUGCACUUUCAAUACAAGAAACACCAACAGUUCAAUAAGAUGCUAUAAUCUUAAAAGAUCCACCCGAAGAACCCUAUACGCUCAAGAUUGUGUAUUACCUCUCUCAACAUCACUUAAAUUAUUCCCACACAUUCACCAUAAACCAAGAUUCGGGAUAUCAUCAUCAGCCACCGAAGUCGAUGUAGCAGUAGUACAAACCGAUUCCGAUUCCCCUGUUUCCAAUUCCGAUUCCAUCCAAACCCCGGAAACACCAACACCCAUUGACAAAUCAAAACAACGAUCACGACCCGCUAGAAAGAGCGAGAUGCCACCCGUGAAAGAUGAAGAAUUAGUUCCGGGUGCAAGUUUCACGGGUAAAGUAAGAUCGAUUCAACCAUUUGGAGCUUUUAUCGACUUCGGUGCAUUCACAGAUGGACUUGUACACGUGUCAAGGUUAAGUGAUGGGUAUGUGAAAGAUGUUGCAAACGUGGUGUCAGUAGGUCAAGAAGUGAAGGUGAAAUUGGUGGAAGCAAACAUUGAAACAGGUCGAAUCGCUUUAACAAUGCGGGAAAACGAGCCUGUGAGUGGUGGUGAAUCGUCUCGACCUAAAAGAAGUCAAAGUCAAAAUCAAAAGUCAAACCAGAGGAGUAACGAAGGAAGAAAGUCAACAAAGUUUUCGAAGGGUCAAGAUCUUGAAGGAACAGUGAAGAAUUUGACAAGAUCGGGUGCUUUUAUAAACCUUCCGGAAGGUGAAGAAGGGUUUUUGCCAGCUUCUGAAGAGGCUGAUGAAGGGUUUGGGAGUAUAAUGGGUGGUGGGUCUUCGUUGGAAAUUGGUCAAGAAGUCAAAGUUAGGGUUUUGAGGAUUGCAAGAGGACAGGUGACUUUGACUAUGAAGAGAGAUGAAGAUAAUAAAGAAUUGGAUUCAAAGCUUCAAGGGAAGGUUUUCACUGCUACCAAUCCGUUUCUUGUUGCUUUUCGUAAGAAUCAAGAUAUUGCUUCUUUUUUGGAUGAGAGAGAGAAAGUUGAGAUUGAAAGCUCUUCUUCUUUAGUAGUUGAAGAUGAAAAAGUUGAAAAAGAAUCUGUUGAAGAGACUGUUACAAGUGAAGAGCAAGUUGAUGUUUCAGUAAUUGAGGAGAAUGUGAUUGAAGCAUUAGGUGAAGAGAAAGUAGAGAUACCAGAGGAGACAGGUGGCAUCACUAGCUCGAUUGAAGAAGUUGAUGCUGUAAUUGAAGAUGAGAAAGUAGAGAUUCCAGAGGAGAUAAGUAAUGUCACAAGCUCAAUUGAACAAGUAGAUGCCCCUGUAGCUGAAGCUGAGCAAGUAGAGAUACCAGAGGAGACAAGUAGUGUGAGCAGUUCAGUUGAACAAGUUGAUGCCCCUGUAACUGAAGAUGAGCAAGUAGUAGAGAUAAUAGAGGAGGCAUGUAGUAUCACAAGCUCAAUUGAACAAGUUGAUACCCCUGUAACUGAAGAUGAACAAGUAGUAGAGAUUCCAGAGGAAACUAGUAUCACAAGCUCAAUUGAACAAGUUGAUGCACCUGUAACUGAAGAUGAGGAUGUAAAAAUCGAACCUGUUUCUGAAGAAAAUGAUAGCAUUACAAACCAAGUACAAGUAGAAAUACCUCAAGAUUCAGUCGAACAAAUAGACACAGAGGUUCCAGCUGUCACACCAGUUGAGGACACAAAUGACGUAAAUGCCCCUCAACAAGUUGUGGAAAGCAGCACACCUCCCCCCUUGGAAACCACCACUAAAGCAAAAAUAUCACCAGCUCUCGUGAAGCAACUCCGAGACGAAACAGGAGCAGGAAUGAUGGAUUGCAAAAAAGCCCUUUCAGAAACUGAGGGCGAUUUAGUCAAAGCACAAGAAUACCUCCGAAAAAAAGGCCUUUCAACCGCCGACAAGAAGUCAAACAGAGCCACCGCCGAGGGUCGAAUCGGAUCCUACAUCCACGAUUCCCGAAUCGGCGUCCUAAUAGAAGUCAACUGUGAAACCGAUUUCGUCUCACGUGGCGACAUUUUCAAAGAAUUAGUCAACGAUUUAGCAAUGCAAGUGGCUGCGUGUCCACAGGUACAAUAUCUCGUCCCUGAAGACGUUCCCGAAGAUUUGAUUGAAAAAGAGAAAGCAAUUGAAAUGCAAAAGGAAGAUUUGUUGGCGAAACCAGAGCAAUUUAGGGGGAAAAUUGUUGAAGGGAGGAUUAAGAAGAGAGUUGAGGAGCUUGCUUUACUUGAACAAGCGUAUAUUAAAGAUGAUAAAGUUGUGGUCAAAGAUUAUGUAAAGUCAACCAUUGCUACAAUUGGUGAAAAUAUAAGAGUUAAGAGGUUUGUAAGGUUUAACCUUGGUGAAGGUUUGGAAAAAAGAUCGAAUGAUUUUGCUGCAGAAGUUGCUGCCCAAACUACCGCCAAGAAGGCGGCGGACCCCACGGUGGUGGAGCCGCCAGCUGCAGUAACGGAGCCCGUUGUUGAGACUGCUAAAGAGGCGCCAAAAGUAACAAUUUCAGCAUCAUUAGUGAAGCAACUACGCGAAGAAACAGGUGCAGGAAUGAUGGAUUGCAAAAAAGCAUUAUCAGAAACGGAGGGCGAUUUAGUCAAAGCACAAGAAUACCUCCGAAAAAAAGGCCUUUCGACAGCUGAUAAAAAAUCAAGCCGUCUAGCAGCCGAAGGAAGAAUCGGGUCCUACAUUCACGAUUCCCGAAUCGGAGUCCUAAUUGAAGUCAACUGUGAAACCGAUUUUGUUGGAAGAAGUGAAAAAUUCAAAGAAUUAGUGGAUGAUUUAGCAAUGCAAGUUGUCGCGUGUCCUAAAGUGGAGUAUGUGUCUAUUGAAGAUAUACCUGAGGGUAUUGUGGGAAAAGAGAAAGAGAUUGAGAUGCAAAGAGAGGAUAUUUUGUCUAAACCGGAGGGUAUAAGGGGAAAGAUUGUGGAAGGGAGAGUAGCAAAGAGGCUUGGAGAGCUUGCGCUUCUUGAACAACCGUUUUUAAAAGACGAUAGUGUCCUUGUGAAGGAUGUGGUGAAACAAACGGUUGCGGCACUCGGUGAGAAUAUUAAGGUUAGGAGGUUUGUGAGGUUUACACUUGGUGAGUCGAAAUCGGAGGAAGUUGAGUCUUGAGGGGUAUUUUUGGUAAUGUUGUUUUUAGGGAAUUUUAUCCGGGACAAGGGUUUUUAUUCAAACACCGAGUAAUGGUAUAUUGAUAUUUUGUAUCGUGAAAUUGUAACACUUUAUUUUUUGGGUUUAUGUUAAAAUGACUUAUUUCAUUAUGAUCGUUAUUAAUAAAAUGCUGUUAUUUGGCGGGUA
This is a messenger RNA of Lactuca sativa (garden lettuce), 3547 nucleotides long. Its product is annotated as elongation factor Ts family protein. Gene Ontology annotation, biological process: mitochondrial translational elongation. Lineage: Eukaryota; Viridiplantae; Streptophyta; Magnoliopsida; Asterales; Asteraceae. The record is from RefSeq and is a predicted model, not a curated record. Gene Ontology annotation, molecular function: translation elongation factor activity; protein binding.